Purpureocillium lilacinum is the source of this 2625-nucleotide messenger RNA. RefSeq lists its product as uncharacterized. The record is from RefSeq and is a predicted model, not a curated record. Gene Ontology annotation, cellular component: nucleus. Gene Ontology annotation, molecular function: 5'-3' exonuclease activity; flap-structured DNA binding; 5'-flap endonuclease activity. Lineage: Eukaryota; Fungi; Ascomycota; Sordariomycetes; Hypocreales; Ophiocordycipitaceae. Gene Ontology annotation, biological process: interstrand cross-link repair.
AUGGAUGCCUUUGUGAGGAGGCUUCCGGGAGCCGGGGAGGAGGAAGGUAAUGCGCCAACCGCUGGCGGCGACCCGUGCCUGGACCGCCCAGCGAAGCGGCAGAAGAGGCGGGAUGAAAUCAAGGACUCGGCAUCAGAUUGGUCCGAUGAAUCUUCAACCGAAGAGUAUACGGGGCGGGAAGCUGAGCUCGGAGACGAAAUUGGCGGUGACGACGAGUCUGCACAAACCUCGCGAGCAACUGACGUGGAGAACGUUCUGCCGCCGACCAAAACCGACGACACGGCAAUCGAGGAAUAUGAACUCCUCAAGUCUUCCCAAAUGAGCAGCGGCGAAAAGGUCGACGAGGCCACCGAUACGACCCGACCCCUCUGGAUCAAGGGCCGGAGCUCGAUCUACGUCGAUGCUUUCAAUCUGGCUCUCGAUACUGUCCUCGAGGAGGAGUCACAGCUGUUCGACAACAAGGAGUUGGAAGUGUUUAGUCAAUGGAAGACGCUUGGCUACGAGGCUCAGUACCUCUACGUGCGCCUGUUUCUGCGCAAGACUGCAGCUUGGCAUCGAACAAGUCGGCUGGGCUAUUAUGCAGACGUCUCUGAUCCCGAGGCGGCCAUAGAGUCUCUUCAAAACGCCAGAAAGCUGCCACAAAGCGACGCAUCGGAAGCUCAGGACUUGAUACCCGGGCUUGACCUCGAGGACUUCAGCUUAGGCGAGGCAUUCACCUUUGCAGAUUCUUCCGAAGAGCAUCUCACGUCGGUUGAGGAAGCCGCCUCUUUGCUCUACCUCGACGAGCUGAAAGCACUGGCAAAGAGCGCAAAAGUGCAGGGUCGUAACAAGGCCGAGUUCAUCAAGGGCCUGUGCCGGAUGAGCCAACAGCAAGCCGGGUUGAUGUCUCUGGGCCUCAGCAGGCACAACAGCCGCGACUCGAACGCCUCUGAGGACUCGGACAGCGUCAAGGCCAUCGACCGGACGAAGAUUCGUCGAGAAGACUCGAACCGCGAGCAGCACUUUCUGGGCAAGAUUCUAGAAAUUACUGGUCCAUGCAUUCGCCUAUCCCCCCUCGUGUUCAAGCUAUUUGAGCGAGUCCACCUCGUCUUCUACCGAUCGACGGAGUGGACGGAGAAGUCUCUCACGACCAUCAUCCUGGCCAAGAUUGCGAGGAGGAAUUUUCCCGAGUACAUCGUCUGUCGGACAUCGACCAUCUUCGCGUCUCGAGAUCAUCUUCUCGAGUUUGAGGCGGCGAUACGACUGGAAGCCGAGGUGGAUAGCAUAUUGGAGUUCAAUGGCCCGCCAACCGAGGCUGGCUUUCAGAGAAUAGUCGACAUAUUCGACAAGGUGUACCCCCGUUGGCAGGCAUAUGUCGUCGAGGAGCACGACAAGGAAAGGACGGUUUACGAGAUGGGCGAGGGUGCCUACCUCCGGAGGUUUAACCCGGCUCACUCGUACACCAGGAUUAUUCUCAAGGCCAUGUAUGUGCUGGGCCGGCGGAAGGAGCAUGCGCGGGAGUAUAAGCUGCUCAACGAAUUGCUUGACCAGAAACUCUUUCACCUCGCUCGGCGCGGGGCUUGGUACCAACGCAAGGCUCUACUGGAGGAGCAUUACAUGGCACAGCUCGACGAGGACGCCGAAUCGAAGAGCAUGGAUCAGUUGAAGAAGCACUGGAAACGGGUUGCCGUCGCGACUUGCGAGGCUGGCCUGCAAGAUCCCGACUGCCACCUGAUACAUCACUACGACCUGCAAAAGCGCCUGGUCAAGUUGGAGAAGAAGCUACGCAUCCCGAGGCGCUUACAACACGACUUUGGUCACGUCCGCCUUGCCGAGCCCAUAGAAAUUACCGUCGAGGGCAUCCAGCUGAAGCGAGAUGUGGCCCCGAAACCGGGAGCUCUUGCCGCAUCAACAAAGACAAUAUGGCUGGACGAGCUUGACACUGGCGGAGAAUGCAGCGUAGAGGAUAUGUGCCUGAGCCACUUCCGCACCGAGGGAUGGAAAGGCUACCACGCCGAGGGGGGCGUCGUCCGAACGCUCUUCGCGUACCUCUUCUACGACAUACUAUUUCUCUACAUACCGAAUGUGUUCCAGACAGCGUACCAGACAUGCCCGCUCGAUCUGCACACGGACGCGUUCUUCCCCGCAAGAGCGUCCGAAAUCAACCACCGCCUCGUCGAGAUCGCCAACGGAGAAGGUGAGCGGCUGCUGCGCGAUGUCUGGGAGAGGGAGCACGAGAAGCGAACCGCAGCAGUGGGUCUCAACUGGGACUUUGACGUGGAAGACAUGGCCGAGCUCGUGCGGUGCUUCGAAGGGAGCGCACUGGCGGCCAUCUGCAAGGUCAUGGCGCAGGAGUACAAGCACCGCGGCGGGGGCGUGCCGGACCUGCUCCUCUGGCGACCUGCUGCGGACAGCGACAUCGACGGUGCCGGCGACGAGAACGUCCAUCGACGCACGGGCGAGACGAGCUCGGACGAUGCAGCAGCGCCGGGCUCGCCGAGGGGCGAAGUCAUGUUCGCCGAGGUGAAGAGCGCCAAUGACCGGCUGAGUGACACCCAGCGGCUAUGGAUCCAUGUUCUCACGGGCGCCGGGGUCAAGGUUGCGCUGUGCAAUGCCGUCGCCAAGGAGGUGAGGGACGUGAGUUAG